AUACAGUGCAGAGUCACUACUGAGGAUCCAGCGAAAAACUUCCAACCGGAUACCGGAAGAAUAGAAGUAUUCAGAUCUGGAGAAGGUAUGGGAAUCAGAUUGGACGGAGCCUCGGCGUUUGCUGGUGCGAUUAUCUCGCCAUACUAUGACUCUCUUCUGGUCAAGGUAAUAGCUCAUGCGGCAGAUCUGCAAUCGUCUUGUGCAAAGAUGAACCGAGCGUUGCGAGAGUUCCGAGUCCGCGGGGUGAAGACGAACAUCCCCUUCCUAUUGAACGUCCUUGAAAACCAGAAAUUCUUAAACGGGAACGUGGACACGUAUUUCAUCGACGAGAACCCGCAACUGUUCCAGUUUCAGCCUAGCCAGAACCGUGCACAGAAACUGUUGAAUUAUUUAGGAUCAGUUUUGGUGAAUGGGCCUAGUACACCCUUGGCGACGAAUUUGAAACCGGCUGAGAUUAGGCCCCACAUUCCGCAGAUCGCUUUAGGUGUAAUGGAACCUCCAAAAGGCUUCCGGCAUAUUUACAAAGAGAAGGGACCGGAAGCGUUCGCGAAAGCAGUGCGAGAGCACAAAGGGCUACUGUUAAUGGACACCACUUUCAGAGACGCCCAUCAAUCGCUGUUAGCUACUCGUGUCAGGUCUCACGAUCUCCUCAUGAUCUCUCCGUUCGUCGCGCAUAAAUUCAACAACCUCUACUCCCUGGAAAACUGGGGCGGUGCCACCUUCGACGUCGCUCUACGAUUCCUCCACGAGUGUCCCUGGGAAAGAUUAGAAGACAUGAGGAAGAUCAUACCGAAUAUUCCCUUCCAAAUGCUUCUCAGGGGAGCGAACGCUGUUGGAUAUACCAAUUAUCCAGACAACGUGGUUUUCAAGUUUUGCGAACUGGCUGUGCAAACGGGAAUGGACAUCUUCAGGGUCUUCGAUUCGCUCAACUAUUUACCUAAUCUAAUUCUUGGGAUGGACGCAGCCGGAAAAGCCGGAGGAAUAGUAGAAGCUGCAAUUUCGUAUACAGGCGACGUCAGCGACCCGACGAAAAAGAAAUACGACUUGAAAUACUAUACGAACUUGGCUGAUGAAUUAGUAAAAGCCGGCACCCACGUUCUCUCUAUAAAAGACAUGGCGGGUCUUCUGAAGCCGAAGGCAGCUCGAAUGCUGAUCGACGCUAUCAGACAGAAGCACCCAGACGUUCCUAUUCACGUUCAUACUCACGAUACAGCUGGAGCUGGAGUUGCCUCUAUGCUGGCUUGUGCCGAGAGCGGUGCUGAUGUCGUGGACGUGGCUGUGGACAGUAUGUCAGGGAUGACCAGUCAACCCUCUAUGGGAGCCGUCGUUGCUUCCUUAAUUGGUACUCCGUACGAUACGAAACUGGAUCUGAACGACGUGUCCGAGUACUCGGCGUACUGGGAACAGACGAGGACUUUGUACGCUCCAUUCGAAUGCACGACUACAAUGAAAUCUGGUAACGCGGACGUUUACCUGAACGAAAUUCCUGGUGGACAGUACACCAACUUACAGUUCCAAGCGUAUUCACUCGGUCUGGGCGAGUUCUUCGAGGACGUGAAGAAAGCUUACAGACAUGCGAAUUUAUUGCUAGGGGAUAUCAUUAAAGUCACGCCCAGCUCGAAAGUCGUGGGUGAUCUGGCGCAGUUCAUGGUUCAGAAUAAACUUUCUGCGGAUGAUGUGCUGAACAAGGCCGAAGAAUUAUCAUUUCCUAAGUCUGUAGUCGAGUUCCUACAAGGUGCUAUCGGAGAACCUUAUGGAGGGUUCCCUGAGCCUCUUAGAUCGAAGGUGCUGAAGGAUAUGCCGAGAGUGAGAGGAAGGCCCGGUGCCACUUUGCCGCCUUUGGACUUCAACGCUCUUAAAACUGAACUGCAAGAAUCUCACCCACACGUCACGAACAGGGACGUGAUGUCAGCUGCCCUUUACCCUCAAGUGACCAACGACUACUUGAACUUCAGGGACCAGUACGGUCCCGUCGACAAACUAGAAACCAGGAUAUUUUUGACUGGUCCCAAAGUCGGAGAAGAGUUCGACGUGACUAUUGAAAAAGGGAAAACGUUGGGUAUCAAGACUCUGGCGGUCGCUGAAGAUUUAACUAAGAAUGGCGAGAGAGAGGUGUUCUUCGAAAUGAAUGGUCAACUCAGGUCUGUCUUUAUCAAAGACAAAGAAGCUGUUAAGGAGCUGCACGUUCACCCGAAAGCAGCAAAGAGUGACAAGAACCAGGUGGGAGCACCGAUGCCGGGUACGGUAAUCGAUAUAAGGGUGAAAGUGGGCGACACGGUAGAGAAAGGAGCUCCGUUGGUUGUUCUAUCGGCCAUGAAGAUGGAAAUGGUUGUUCAAGCACCUAAAGCUGGCAAAAUAAAGACGCUGGACGUCAAUCAGGGUAUGAGAUUAGAGGGUGACGAUCUACUAUUAACUAUCGAGUAAAUACUGGCCGAUAGCAGUUCGAUUUUUAUCAUUUAUCAAACAUAGUAAAUGACGUCCAAUAAUGAUUGAUCUGUCAUUCAACGUCGAACUUUCAUUCAGUCCAUCAUUUUGCACAUAGUCAUUUAAUUGAACGCUGCAAUCUUGAACUUUAAGAUGAAACCAUUGUUUCGUUGAUACGCGAAUCAAUCUGCCGAUUAUUUUUAAUUUAGAAAUUUAAUAAACACGCAACGAGAAUUGAAUACAAUGCUGCCCCUCUGCCCUAGUGUUCAUAGUCAAUUGUUAUUAUUAUAAAUAAUUAAAUACAGUAAACGAAAGAAAGGCCUACAAACGAGCACUGCUGUUAACGAAUCAACAAAAUUCUAAAGUCAGUUAAAUUAAUAAUCCCUAAUCGAUGAAGUUUAAUAAGAUUUAAGGGGAAUAUUGUACAAAAGUCCUGUCGGUUGCUGUUUAACAUUGCCCUGAAUAUUUAAAUGGGAGAGAGAAAUUUAGCCAGUUAAGGAGAAAUUGUAAUUGUACAUAAUAGCAAGUGUAUAGUGUACGUAAAUGUUUGUAAAGAAGAAAAGUCGAUUUUAAUUUGAAAAUGAAUUUUAUAUGAUUAUUGUAUUUAAAUUAAACACGAAUCAAUUAGGUGUAAAUCGUAGCUUCGAAUGAAAUUAUGUAAUAAUCGAACAAUGUGUUUUGAUAAAACAAAAAAUCAGAAUGCCAA
Messenger RNA from Ceratina calcarata, 3130 nucleotides. Its product is annotated as pyruvate carboxylase, mitochondrial-like. Bases 88 to 2424 code for a protein of 778 amino acids. Gene Ontology annotation, molecular function: ATP binding; pyruvate carboxylase activity. Gene Ontology annotation, cellular component: cytoplasm. The record is from RefSeq and is a predicted model, not a curated record. Gene Ontology annotation, biological process: gluconeogenesis; pyruvate metabolic process. The transcript has 7 exons. Lineage: Eukaryota; Metazoa; Arthropoda; Insecta; Hymenoptera; Apidae.